Molecule: messenger RNA, 3367 nt
Organism: Cottoperca gobio
Lineage: Eukaryota; Metazoa; Chordata; Actinopteri; Perciformes; Bovichtidae
Product: protein APCDD1
Biological process (GO): negative regulation of Wnt signaling pathway
Cellular component (GO): plasma membrane
Molecular function (GO): Wnt-protein binding
Source: RefSeq, a predicted model, not a curated record
CACUCCUCCGGAGGACGCGCGUCAAAGCUGCUUCAUUUCAACAGUGAACGACAGCGUUGAACUCCUCCACAGUGUCCAGUAAACUUUGGACUGUCCUUCGUCUUCGAGGUGCGACUCUUUGUUUUGAACCUCAGGUACAGCGCGGAGCUUUAUUCUCUGCAGCGAACAGGAGGUGUGUUUCCUAUGAUGCUCGGAUAUCCCAGGAGUGUUUGCUCCACGCUUUGGAUACAUAAUGUGAGGAUUUAUGUUGGAAUAAAUAAGGACGCUGCGUAAAGGGAAAAACUCAAACUCCCCAGUGUUGACCAGUGAAGCUCGUUUCAAUCCUCCAAAGUGCGGAAUGGGUCCCUCAUCGACCCUGCUUCUCGUUGCCUUUUUGGGCUGGGCUGAAGGCGGUUCCUCUCUCCACUACUCAGACGGUCGGUCCCCCCGUCUCUCUCUGGAGAAAGCCUUCGGCCGGUCGCUCAGAGACUCCCAGUGCCAACACAUGUUGAAGCACCUCCACAAUGGAGCCCGCAUCACUGUGCAGAUGCCUCCCAACGUAGAGGGUCACUGGGUGUCCACCAGCUGUGAGGUGAGACCAGGCCCGGAGUUCCUGACGCGCUCCUACAGUUUCUACUCCAACAACAGCUUCCAGGCUCACCAGUUCUACUACGAGGACAACCACUGCACCAAACCCUCCUACACUCUGGUGAUCCGCGGUCGUCAGCGCUCACGGCAGGCCUCCUGGAUCAUCCGCGGCGGCACAGAGGCGGAAUACCACCUCCACCGCGUCCAGAUGGUUUGUCACACGGCCACCGUGGCCAAAGAGCUCAGCCAGAGGCUCAACCGCAGCUGCAGAGGGGCCGUGAAGGGCCCCUGGGAGCCCAGUGUGACCUACGAGCUGUGGAGCGAGGAGGGCGGCUACGACUGCUCCAGGGAGCUUAACUUUGCCAUGCAUGAGCUGCAGCUGCUGAGGGUGGAGAAGCAGUACCUGCACCACAACCUGGAUCACCUGGUGGAGGAGCUGUUUCUGGGAGACAUCCACACUGAGCCGUCCCAGAGGCUUUACUACAAGCCGUCCAGCUACCAGACCGCCCUGCAAAACGCCAAGAACCAUGACCAUGGCUGCAUCGCCUGUCGUAUCAUCUUCCGCUCAGAUGAGUUCCACCCUCCCAUCCUGGCGCCGCGGGCCGACCUGACUGUCGGGCUGUACGGUCAGUGGGUGAGCCAGCGCUGCGAAGUUCGCCCCGAGGUCCUCUUCCUCACCCGUCACUUCAUCUUCCACGACAACAACCACACCUGGGAGGGCCUCUACUACCACUACUCUGACCCCAUCUGUAAACACCCCACCUUCACCAUCUACGCCCGCGGACGCUACAGCCGAGGACUUCACUCCACCCUCGUCAUGGGCGGGACAGACUUUGUCUUCAAAGUGAACCACAUGAGAGUAACUCCCAUGGACUUCGCCACCACUUCCCUGCUCAACGUCUUCAACGGUAACGAGUGUGGAGUGCAGGGGUCCUGGCAGGUCGGGGUGGAGCAGGACGUCACCUUAACCAACGGCUGUGUGGCACUGGGCAUCCGUCUCCCCCACACAGAGUACGAGCUUUUCCGCAUGGAGCAGGACGCCCACGGUCGCUACCUUCUCUACAACGGCCAGCGUCCCAGCGACGGCUCCAGCCCGGACCGGCCGGAGAAGCGGGCCACCUCCUACCAGAUGCCCCUGGUGCAAUGCUCGGCGAGCAGCCAGCCGUCCGAGUACAGCAGAGCGGACGACUUCGACAGGUCUCUGCUGCACCACAAUGACUGCACAGGGUGGCACAGAGGCAGCCAGCAGCGCGUCACGGCGGCUCUCAUCGCAUUCGCCACGUCUCUGCUUCUCAGCUGGCAGAGCUAGAGAGACGCAACAAGGCAAGAGUGUGGAUUACAUGAGCAGGCAGCACAUUUCAAACUUUUCACUUCUCUGAUGUGAAAGAGGGUGAAAACUUGGUGAAAAAAAACUAAACUGAUCCUCUGAACUUCUUCCCAGCUACCAAAGACUCGACACUGCUGCACCACAGAAACUUUAGCACUUUAGAGUGGAACCGAAGACCAAGCCGUCUGUGUUUCCACACAUAUCCACAUAGACCUGAGAGUAUGUUUUAUACAGUGUAUUUACCUACAACUUGGUACUGCAAAAAGACACGUUUUGAUGUGUUGGAACCUUUUUUUUCUACAAUGAACUCUCGACAAUGAGCUCAAAGUCACGGUUUACAGUAAAAGGGAACUACACGACUUAUACUACAGGAGUUUCUUUAAAUGUUGCCUUACAGUAGGACGAACUCAGCACUAGGUAUCCGUCAUCUAUUCAACAUUAUUUUGCAAACGAUAAAGUCACACGCAUCCCCACUGGCCGACACUUGACUUGGUUUCAGUUUUGAAAUGAUGUCAUACUCAGAUCGGGAAACUGCACCUGGAAAAUUGGCAUUUAGACUAAUGUCUCAACAAAUGAAGACUUGAAACACGCUGUUAAACUUUAAGGAGGGGGGGGGGGCGAUAUGGCUAAAUUCAAUAAACGUAUAUUAUUGAUUAUGUUCACAUGUGUAAAGAUGUGUUAACCUUUAAUUACAAUUAGCUUGUAAUCACUAAAUAAACAGAAAUUUGCCAAAUAUACUACAAUGUGAUCAUUAAAUGGAAUAAAUGCAAAGGGACCCAAAUACAUGUUUUGGGGGCUAGUUGUAGCUUAACUCGUGAUUAAAAUAUGUAUAUACUAUCAUUAACUUUCAUAGUGAAGUAUCUGGGCAGUGAGUUUACUUUUUAAAUAUUGUAGUUACUCAAGUAACUAGUAUUUAAUGCUGACAAUUACUGCAUUAACAUCUGCCCUUUUCUUUUCUUUCCUAGACAUAAAUAGGCCCUUGUUUUUGUUACGUGUUGGUCUUAUCUGUAAAGACCAUACAUACAAUAACUGUGUCUACUAUACAACACUAUAAAUAAUCCCUCAACUUCUUAAAACCGUGGUCUAAAUGGACAUUUGUGUAAUUGUAACAUGUCAUGAAGCACUGUAUAGCAGGCCACGUCUUACCCGUCCGGUGUGGCACAGCAUCGGCGGCCUUCAGUUCUCCAGUGGGAUCUCGGUUGCAGUUUUAAUGAAGGUCACAAUGUUGUCUCCCUCUGGACGGUGGACCGGUACCUGUUUGGGAACUAGCAGCAGGCUUCUACCGUUCCAAACCGGUUGAGAUUGUGUUCAACAGAGAACAGACAAACGCAUCACAGCGUACUCUAGUUCUUCAAUGGAAAAACGUUUUAUUGUCAUUGAUGGUGCAGCCUCUUGAAGAUUGAAUAACCUGUAUAGGACUCCAAGAAGUGUCUUUUGUAACUGGAUACAUGUAUAAGAUUAAAGGUUUGAUAC